Molecule: messenger RNA, 1792 nt
Organism: Salvelinus namaycush (lake trout)
Lineage: Eukaryota; Metazoa; Chordata; Actinopteri; Salmoniformes; Salmonidae
Gene: mtfr2
Product: mitochondrial fission regulator 2
Exons: 8
Coding region: 244-1347 (367 amino acids)
Biological process (GO): mitochondrial fission; aerobic respiration
Cellular component (GO): mitochondrion
Source: RefSeq, a predicted model, not a curated record
CUUCUCACUUGUCCGGACACGUGAGCAUCGGAGGAGAAGGUUAUUUCUCGCCAAGUAUAAUUUCUAAAUGAUCCAUAGGGUUUGAAUGAGGAUGCUUCUGCUUCUUUGGUCCGGACUCGCAUCCCAUGGUGCAAAGUGAAACGGGAGUCCUAGCCUGCCGAACGAAGCUGUCAACAGAAAGCCUACACCACCAGCAGUUCUUGCAUCCAUCAUCAGCCAAACAUUCAGAAGUGCUGCUUCCAGAUGUCUCUACUAGAAGAUAUAUUUGAUCUGUUGCAAAAUGUCCUUGACUAUUUCGGAGUCUCUCCUGACAUGCUGGUUCCAGUGUGGGAGAGCCAGUUGUGUGGUCAGUACCGGAGCCUGGUGCGGAUGAUCGGGACCAACCUCCCAUUGACCCCGUCUCCACGUAUCCACUUCCAGAUUCCUCUACACACCUCCCGACAGCACAGGUACCUGGACGUCACCAUGGAUACCCGCCCCGCUAUCCCCUCCUUGGCUGACGUGCUGUGGGUGGCGGAGGAUGAGGGAGACAGCUUCACCAAGAUCAGGCACCGUGAGCGUCCGUGUCGGCAGGGUGCUGCGAGUCGGGGAGAUGAGGUGGUGCUGACCCCUCCUCCACCUCCAGGGGUCCCAGGGUUGGCAGCGCUCCGAGCCCAGCCAAGAGACAUGAUGCUGGGGAACAGAUCGGACCCAGUGGCCCUCCGGAAGAUCACAGCCCUGGAGGAUGAGCUGCUCAAACUACGAGCACAGAUUGCCAUGAUUGUCACCGCGCCACCCUCAGGUCCAGCCCAUUCACAGAAUCUUCCGGGUACCCCUGGAAUGUCCCCUGCCUCUGUCCUCACCUCCACUCCUCGCUGCCCUCCUCCUCCCUGCCCUCCUCCUCCACCUCCUCCCUGCCCUCCUCCUCCCAGCUCAUCUGUAGGGCUGUCUGCGGUGGAGAAUCUAAUCCAGCAGGGCAGGGAGGCCGGUCAGGGUCAGGCCCAGGGGAAGAGCCAUGAGGCUGGGCAGGUUGGACUACUACAGUCCCAGGAUAAGGCGGUAGGACAAGGCCCGGUCCCCACCAUGCUGGAUGUACUGAAUGACCUGAAGCAGGUCAAACUACGCUCCGUGCAGAGGUCGCCCGGGGGAACGCCGGUGCAGAGGAGGCGGAGCAAGGGCACGGCGUUGCUAAGCGACCCGGCUUCCAUGAUUGCCGAGGCCCUGAGGAGGAAGUUCGCCCACCAUCGCCUCAAUGACUCGUACGACAAAGAGAACCGCUCGGCAGAACUCUCGCCGUUCGGCAGCCCCGAUACAUCGCCCUGUAUCCCCCAGCAUUCCAAGCGCAGCCAGGGACGACUCCACCUGUGACCUCUGACCUCCCAAGGUCAACUAAACCAGCGGCCUAUCACUUCGCCACCUGAAACACCGAUGCCUCCCGCCGACUACUAUGGCAACUGCUGACUGAGGGUGCAUCCCAAUAAUACCUCCUUUCUCUUGAAGUGUACACUUGUUCACUACUUCAGAUUAGGGAAGUGAACAAGUGUACACUUUGGGAGGAAGAAGAGAUAAUUGGGAUAUAGCCGAGGUCUGUUUGUUUUGUUGCCUUAAAAAAAAACAUGUUUUUGAAGAGCUUCUCUUGUCCAUCUUUCAACAUGUGCUAUGAUGCGUCCAUCAGGUAUUGUUUAUAUAAGGGACGAUCGAUAUUGAGAGUAAUUUAUUUUCAUGCAGUCAUUUCAAUUGUAUAUAUUUUUGCUGUAAAUACACUAUAUAACCAAAAGUAUGUGGACACCUUAUUGAACAUCUCAUUACUAAA